Messenger RNA from Myripristis murdjan (pinecone soldierfish), 2531 nucleotides. RefSeq names its product glomulin, FKBP associated protein a (gene glmna). The record is from RefSeq and is a predicted model, not a curated record. The transcript has 19 exons. Gene Ontology annotation, cellular component: cytoplasm. Gene Ontology annotation, molecular function: ubiquitin-protein transferase inhibitor activity. Lineage: Eukaryota; Metazoa; Chordata; Actinopteri; Holocentriformes; Holocentridae. The coding region runs from base 166 to 1989 and encodes 607 amino acids.
GUUUGGCGGAGUUUCACCUCUGACCGGUGACGCAUUUGACUCUACGGCAAGCACAACGGACAAAUCAGCCGCAAGACUUCCUCGCAUCCCUCACAAGGCUGUUUCUAAGCGAUGAUUGCUGUGUAAAGGCAAACCCCAACCGAGGAGUACAGCUGGAAAGCAGGAAUGGCACUGGAGCAGUUCAGUGAUGUGGUGCAGAAAUGUCAAGCCAUUCAUGAUGACAGCUACACCACUGAGGAUUACGACGUCUUCACAAUUGCAGGACGGGCCUGCAUCGAGGAGGGAGACAGCACGCAGGUCCUCAGUAUUGUCGUGGAUGAGAAAAAUAAGGACAUAGUGAGAUGUAUGGGCUGGAACCUGCUGCCUCCGCUGGUCCAGGUCCUGCUGAGGAAGGACGACAGGAGUCUUCCUCACUGCUUGGCCAUUUUCAGUCACCUCCUCGAGGUGUGCAGUCCCAAAGAGCUGCUGGUUGGCUUGUUGGAGCAGGUGGAGGAAGCCCAGCCUGAUGUCCGGGCAGAGACCCUCCUCCUUCUGCUUAACCCCCUUCAGAAAGUGUUGCUGCGUCUGGGCCGCCGGAAGCCCUCAUCUUUGGGUAUGGUUCUGUCCACUCUGCUGGAGCAGGUGGCCAAGCUGCCCGUCCCUCACACCAAGGAGCAGGAGGAGGACGACGUCUUCUCCCUGUGUCGCUGCUGCACCCACCUGAUGGCCUUCAUCCGGCCCUUCGUCCAGGAGGCCAGGUACAACGUCCUGCACAGCAAGAGCCUGAGCGAGGGCCCGGACAAGGGCGCAGACGAGACCCUGGACGAACGGGACAGGGUGUUGUCGGAUAAGGAGGAUGAGCUGAGGACAGAGCUUCUGAAGUUCUGUAUGAAGACUCUUUGCCAGCCCCUCCUGGAGGUGCACCUGAAGGAUCCUGACACGCUGCCGGUGUCUCCCCUCAGGGACUUUGCAACAGAGAUUUUGAGCAGUCUCAGUGCUAUCGGGGAGUCCCUGCCCAGCCUUGUGUUCCUCCCUCUGCUGAGGAGGAGAGAGGUGCCAGGCUUUCUGGAAGAGGAGGUGCGAUAUCCUAAAGAGUCCUUAUCCAGCCUGGCUCACCUUCUGUUUGUCCAUCACCUGGCUGUGGACGCCUUCCCUGCUGUUUACAGUCCUGUGUUUACUCUACGGUCUAAUAUGGAGCACAUCAACCAGCUCUUGUCCAGAACUGAGGAGUCAAGGAUCCAGAAAGGACUGGAGCUGUACGAGAAGAGCCUGGUGAGGCUGGAGGACGGCAGCCUCCAUGUGAGCCUGCUGGAGAUCAAAACCUUCAUCAGUGUUCCCCGGAACUUGGUGAAGGUCAUGACUUUGUGUCCAGUGCAGCAUUUGAGAACUAAAGGUCUCAAAGUGUUACAGCUCAGCAUUGAUAAGUUUGACACAGAGGCCAAGUACAAUUUUUUACAGUCUAUGCUGAAGAUCAGUAAUCACUCAGGAGUUGAGGGUUACAUCAUCAAAAACAUCAAGAAUCAGAUCGACUUCUCCCUGAAGCCAGGUCACGGUAACCCGUGGUUCGAGGGGGUUCACUUGCUCCCUCUGCUGCGACAGGUUCUCGUUCUGCCAGACGGCCCCGAGACCGACCUCCUGCAGUAUCUGGACAGAGUCAUGGAGUCGCUGAACCUCCUGCGCUACCUGGUCAUCAGAGACAAAGUGACAGAGAACCAGACCGGGAUCUGGACAGAGCUGUACAAGAUAGAGGAUAAGUUCCUGAAGCCCCUGCGUGUCGGGGUGAACAUGUCCAGAGCUCACUAUGAGAUGGAGCUCAAGAACACCAUGGAGAACAAGAAGAGCAAGGUCAAAGAGGACUCGGUGCUGUCUGUGUCUGUCGCUGACGACAAGCUGCCAAACAUGACAUCAGAGUCACAGAUACAGGCUCUACAUUCAGCCCUGCACACCUUUGACAUGAUCGAGAGUGUGUUGGUGCGAAUAGAAGAAAUCAUCAGUGUGGACAAUAUAUGAACAAAUCCCAAGAUACAAGACAUCAACAUCAGUCUCAGGGCCUGGCAGCCAACACAGGCGAAAAAAUGCCUUCAACUGUUUUAGCAUUUACGGCACAUUUGAGUUAACUUGGCCGAAACAUGAACAGCCUCAGAUGUGAAGUCAGCAAAACAAACUUGGGGGUUUUUGCUAUUUCCAAAGUGAUUAACAAUGCUCAAAGCAUAGAUUCAAAUAGUAAUCAGGCACUUUGUAUUGGUUCUGAAAUAUAUUUUCAAAUUUUUUCUGCCUCGAGGCUGACAAGUAACAUUCAUGGACAGUUAAUUUCAAGUGACUUUUAGCUCCCCUUUAUGCCAAGCGUAGACAGAACCGUCCUCCAGCUUGGUCCCUUGCAAGAAACAAGUGUAACUUAUGUUGUCAGAGGUUACUAUGACUGUGAAAUUGUUAAGCAUGUGCUCAGGGCAUGCACGUCCUAAGUCCUAAUUCCAUUCAAGACUUUGUAUAAAUGGUAAAAUGACAUUCAUCAGCUUUUUCUACAAACCCAUAAAGGGCUUUUUGUCAUGAUU